Molecule: messenger RNA, 1023 nt
Organism: Zingiber officinale
Lineage: Eukaryota; Viridiplantae; Streptophyta; Magnoliopsida; Zingiberales; Zingiberaceae
Exons: 3
Coding region: 122-751 (209 amino acids)
Source: RefSeq, a predicted model, not a curated record
UAUUUAGCAGGCGGGUUUGCGAUGUUGUGAGGUGAAAAGGGACAGCAAGCGUCCGUGUCCGCAAGGGAAGGGCGAGGCUUGUUUCCUAGGGUUUCGUCUUCUCGCUCUCGAUCUCAGUAUCAUGUCUAGGAAGCGGAAAACAGAGGCGACGCGGCUCGACGAGGUGGAUCGGACGAUGUAUUCCACCUUCUGCAGCGCUGCCAAUUCGCUCUCGCAGCUGUACACGCAAGCCAUGAACCAGCAGAAAGUCUCCUUCCAGGCCGGCGAGCGCCAUGCCCUGGAAAAGCUUUAUCAAUGGAUGAUGAGGAAGCACGAGGAAGAGUCAAGGAUUACUGUAGCGGAUAUAGUUGCCCACAUUCAGAACGAAAUGGAUUAUGCUGUUGAUGAUGCAGUCGGCUCAAGAUCAUCCUUGCAACACCAGUAUCAAACAACAAUGCAGAUGACAAACUCAACCAUCCAGCAUCCAACCUCUUUGUUUGGUCAGCCAGCUGCUGGACUUGCUCCUCGAAGCACACAUUCAGAUCAAUCAAAAAACUCAGUCUUCUCAAAUGCUCUUUCCAGCCCUGUACGGAGGAGCCUUCAGCCAUUUCACAUUGAUCAGGGGGGAUUCUAUAACAAUGAUGGCCUACCAACUGGCAACACUGAAUCAAGAAACAGCGACCCUAGCCAAAACCGUGAAGCUAAUUCGCUUAGUUCAAACUAUUCAUCCAUGGACAUUCACACGGACAGCCCACCUCGUGGAUCUUUCUGAGCCAUGAAUACUUUGAUGGCAAAACUCAUGCGGCCUUGGUCCUCUGUUCUGCAAAUUCAACUGAUGAUAUGCAGUGAACUCCGAUUAUUCUUUCUUGGCAAUGCGUGUGGCAUACAAUGGUAGUCAAAUACGAUAUGGCUGCAUUAUGUUUCAUACUAUUUUGUUUAGAGUUGAAUGAAUGGUUUGCAAGCACUUGUGUGAAAUUUGUUCCUUAGUCCUGGUAAUUCUUUAUAUAGUUUAUUCAUGAAUGUAAAAGGUUUAUUUUGUGGUAA